Fusarium keratoplasticum is the source of this 1338-nucleotide messenger RNA. RefSeq lists its product as uncharacterized. The coding region runs from base 1 to 1338 and encodes 445 amino acids. The record is from RefSeq and is a predicted model, not a curated record. The transcript is spliced from 3 exons. Lineage: Eukaryota; Fungi; Ascomycota; Sordariomycetes; Hypocreales; Nectriaceae.
AUGUCAGAACCAAACCCUCAGUCAAAUUCCCCUCUUAUCAAACUCCCCCGCGAAGUCCGCGAUGCCAUCUACCUCGAAGUCUGGCGCUUCACCGGUCUCCGCCAACACAUUGUAGCCCACUGGGGAGCCUCAGACUCUCAAGACGCCAAACCCCAUUACUGCCGCUGGAAAUGCUGCACAGAAUUCGAGGUUGAGGACCGGCUACAAGAGCUAAUCGAAAACGUCCGGAUCCAGAAAGGAAUACCUCUAGGUGACCACAUCAAGGGCAGCCCCGUCUCUGCUCGUCUUGACUACCAGGGCCUUCUCUCCUCACCAUGGGAUAACCACUGGAAAUGCUGGCUUGAAAUCGCAGAGGGGUAUGGCAGAGAAUACAAACCGGCCUCUGUUGGCCCGGUUACUGGUCAUUCUGUCAGCACAUCGGGCUGUCGCUGUUGGAAAGACCUAGCCAAAGAUCCCGAAGAUUCCAAAGCAUACUGGGAUCGAAAGCCUACAGCACCACCACCCAAGCCUCCCAGUAGAUGGAAACGAGCUGUGGAAAAGGUCAAAAAGGUCAAGGAAGCAAUUAGACCACCACCACCACCUUCACCUUCCCCCGAACCGACCUGGACUGGUAGCCCUUAUAUGCCAAUGUUGCUGUGCUGCAAGCUCUUGUCUCCUGAAAUCAUCGAGUCUCUGUACAGGUCAACCACCUUUAUAUUCACAGACCUGAAGGCUUGGCAGUUCUGGCUAGGUUACUGUGAACCACACCCACAAAAAUCAGAUUGGCCAGAUCUUGGAGAAGCACCUCGAGCAUUUCUCAACUACACCAAGAGCAUCGAACUAUGCCUCCACCCAUCUUUUAGAUUCGAGGUACCUUGUACAGUCCCAGCACUGUGCGCUCACCCAGAACAACUCCACGACCCGUACGACUUUCACUGGCUUAGCAUUGACCGGUUCCAAAACCUCAGGAGUCUAAAGAUUUGGAUGUCUGCUCGAACUCUCUCCGAGUUCCAAAGGCAGUCCCCCAAUCAAUGGAGGCACCACAGGAUUGAUCAAUUCAGCAUGGACGAGCUUCGAAAGACAUUCUCCUCUUUUGACAACCUGGAUGAAUUCAUCAUCAGCACCCCUCUUGCUGAAAAUAUUGGGCCAGAAGAUGGAUAUGUACAAGACGUCAUGAAGCAACCAAAUCAUCAUAUCUGGAAGAGAGGCACUGGCGAUCAUUUUCAUCCGCUGAUGGACAUGGAUCUUGGCACAGGUGGGCCUAUCACUCAAGUCAUCACAAAUCCUGAAAGAACGGUGCAUCCGUGGACCUAUCAGCUAUCUGUCUCUUACUCUUUCCGUCUCACGGGGCUUAUAUAA